Oenanthe melanoleuca is the source of this 1947-nucleotide messenger RNA. It is a transcript of the gene VPS37A, whose product is annotated as VPS37A subunit of ESCRT-I. Gene Ontology annotation, cellular component: ESCRT I complex. The record is from RefSeq and is a predicted model, not a curated record. NCBI's taxonomy places the organism in Eukaryota, Metazoa, Chordata, Aves, Passeriformes, Muscicapidae. The coding region runs from base 120 to 1304 and encodes 394 amino acids. The transcript has 12 exons. Gene Ontology annotation, biological process: protein targeting to membrane; ubiquitin-dependent protein catabolic process via the multivesicular body sorting pathway; protein targeting to vacuole.
CGGGGCGGGGCAGGGGCGGCGGCGGUGCCGCCGUCGCGCGCAGGCGCGCGCGGGCGCUCGGUUAGGUGCGCGCGGUGCCGCGGGUGCCCUCGCGCCCCUCCGGUGCGGCGGCGCGCGCCAUGAACUGGCUGUUCCCGCUCGGCAAGGGCGGCGCCGCCCCCGCCUCCGCCGCGCCGCCCGCGCGCACCGGCCUCCAGCAGCAGCGGCAGCGCCAGGUCGAGUCCCUGCGUGCCGCGCACGCCUCCAUUGCAGAAAUACAGAAAGAUGUGGAAUAUCGACUGCCAUUCACUGUAAACAACUUGACAAUUAAUAUUAACAUUUUGCUUCCACCUCAAUUUCCUCAGGAAAAACCAGUCAUCAGUGUUUUCCCACCUGUGAGACAUCAUUUAAUGGACAAGCAGGGAGUAUACGUGACUGGUCCAUUAAUAAAUAAUUUUACAAUGCAUUCAGAUCUUGGAAAAAUUGUUCAGAGUUUACUGGAUGAGUUUUGGAAGAAUCCUCCGGUUCUAGCUCCUAGCUCAACAUCAUUUCCAUACCUUUUCAACAAACCAGCUGGAAUGCCUCCUUUUGCUCCUCAGGGGUUUCCUUUUCUCCCUCCAUAUCCACCUCAAGAAACAAACAGAACAAUGGCAACCAUGCCCGUUUCUGACUCAGUUUCUUCAAGCUACACUACAGACAAGCCUGCUGCUCCCUCCUAUGGCUUGAUUGCUGAUCUGCCACUGCCUGUCCCGACAGCAGAAGCAGUGCUUCAGGUUGGCCAGAAUGGAUUUACAUACAAGAUGCCUGAUGUUCCUGAUACUUUUCCAGAACUCUCAGAACUAAGUAUAUCACAGCUGACCAGUAUGAAUGAGCAAGAGGAGGUGUUACUGGAACAGUUUGUGACUCUUCCACAACUGAAGCAAGUCAUUACUGAUAGAGAUGAGUUAGUGAAAAGCAUUGAAGAGCUGGCAAAAAAAAACUUGUUGCUGGAGCCUAGUCUUGAGGCAAAAAGACAGACGGUGUUGGAUAAAUAUGAACAACUCACGCAAAUGAAAGCAGCCUUUGAAAAAAAGAUGCAAAGACAGCAUGAACUUAGUGAGAGUUGCAGUCCAAGUGCUCUGCAGGCCAGACUUAAAGUAGCUGCUCAUGAAGCUGAAGAGGAGUCUGACACUAUUGCAGAAGACUUCUUGGAAGGCAAAACAGAGAUAGAUGACUUUCUUAGUAGUUUCAUGGAAAAGAGAACGCUCUGCCACUGCAGACGAGCCAAAGAGGAAAAACUUCAACAGGCAAUAGCAAUGCACAGCCAAUUUCAUGCUCCGCUAUAGACUUCCUGCAAACUACACCUGCCAAGAGAACGAAUGAAAAACCCAAUAAAGCACACUUUUUAAUAACUAUUAUUUGCAAAUAAGCAUUUCAUCUUAUCUGGUUGUAUUUAUAGAAGAGAUUGUAUACAGAGUUGGGAUGGUUUUUGUACAAAUUAGAAUGUCUCUUUAUAUUCUCAUUGUACUCAAGAAUCCUUCUAUUGCAAUCUUUGCAUUAAUUUCUUGUAUUUAUUGUUGAUAGUUAUAAUAUUUAAGUUCCCUGCUGCUAUACUCCAUUAUUCAGAGAUUAAAUACCUAAACAUGUAAUUUUGACUAGCUUUUUACAUUUUUAUAAAAACAUAAUUCAUAUCUUUUGUAUUUUGAACUUUAACCAUAGAUUAGGCUUAAUCUGUGGAAGACUUUAAGUGUUGAUCAGACUUCAGAAACUAAAAAAGUACUUGAUGGAGAUUGCCAGUGGAUUCACAAGCUGUCUUUUCUUGAAGCCAAACUAUUAAAGAACAAGUUUUUUUACUUCUAAGUAAUAAUAGAAAACUAAGUAUAGGUUGUACUGUGUUUUGGAUAAGUAGACUGGGGAUUAAGCAAAGGAUAUGUUGGAACAAAUUAUAUUGGAAUCAAAAUAGAAUAAAUGGUAUCUGCAUAGAUUUGG